AAGAGGAAUUGAUCCAUUCAAUAACAGCACAAAACACAACACAACACAACUUGUGGAUUUAUUUGAAGCGCGCACUUCAGAGGAUCAUAAUCUUAUUCACGCUUUUUCAACCAUGAUGCAAAUCACCUCCACCGUACCUGCUCACAACCUCCACAAGUUUCAAGCAUUAAGAUGCCCCAGUUUCAGAUGCCAUGCUUCUUCUCCUUUAAACCCUUCCGUUAAUAAAUCCUUUACUUCUCUUCAAACUCACAAACCCUUUGACUCUACUCGUUUACAUCUCUCCAAUCUUGACAAAUUCCUCGAUUCCCAAAACCCACUCGAAUCAACUACCCAACACCACCACCACCAACAACAACAACAACCCAUUCAAAAAAACGAUUCAAAGGAUAAAAAAGGAAAAAGCUUUCUCGAAUGUCUUAACCUUGCUAAGUUAUGGCCGGAAAUCAAAGCAGCUGAUGAAAUCUCCCCGCGCCACCUCAAACGCCUUCAGCGUCUCCUUUCCAAGACGGCGGAGUAUUCACCAAGAAAUAUUCUCGGCAGCCGGUGGAAGGAAUAUCACGGCAGCAACGACUGGAAAGGGAUGUUAGAUCCUCUCGACGAUAAUCUCCGCCGAGAAGUUGUUAGAUACGGCGAUUUAGUUCAAGCCGCGUAUCAAGCCUUUCACGCCGAUCCUGCCAUGUCAUCAACCGAACCACCCCAGCAUCACCACGUGGCGUUACCUGAAAGAUCAUACAAAGUUACCAAGAGUCUGUAUGCCACAUCAUCCAUUGGAUUACCCAAAUGGAUUGAUGACGUGGCUCCAGAUCUUGGAUGGAUGACCCAACAUUCUAGUUGGGUCGGAUACGUCGCAGUAUGCGACGAUAGAAGAGAGAUUGCUCGAAUGGGAAGAAGAGAUAUCGUGAUAUCUCUUCGUGGAACUUCCACUUGUCUCGAAUGGGCCGAAAAUAUGAGAGCCCAAUUAAUCGACUUACCCGUGGAUAAUAAUAAUAAUAACAACAAUGAAAAUUCAGAAGCUCGGGCCCAGACCCAAGGAAAGCCCAAAGUUGAGUGCGGGUUUAUGAGCUUGUACAAAACAAGAGGGGCCCACGUGCCGAGUCUAUCCGAGUCGGUAGUGGAAGAAGUGAAGCGUCUAAUGGAACUCUACAAAGGUGAAGAGUUGAGUAUAACAAUAACGGGCCAUAGCCUUGGUGCUACACUAGCACUAUUGGUGGCUGAGGAGAUAAGCACGUGUGGGCCCAACGUACCACCCGUUGCUGUUUUUUCAUUUGGUGGGCCUCGUGUGGGUAACAAAGCCUUUGGGGAACACCUCACACAAAAGAAGGUGAAAGUGCUUAGAAUAGUGAACACACAAGAUGUGAUUACAAGGGUGCCAGGAAUAUUUUUAAGCGAAGAGCUUGAAGAAAAAAUAAAAAAUUCAAAGGUAGUUAGUGGAGUGGUUGAUAUGUUGGAAGAGAACACACCGUUGGGAUAUUCACACGUUGGAACGGAAUUACGUGUUAAUACUAAGAUGUCACCGUACCUUAAGCCCGAUGCUGAUAUAGCUUGUUGUCAUGAUUUGGAGGCUUAUUUACAUUUGGUGGAUGGGUUUAUUGCAUCUAAUUGUCCUUUUAGAGCUAAUGCAAAGAGAAGUUUGGCUAGAUUAAUGCAAGAUCAAAGUUCUAAUGUAAAAAAAUUGUAUACUAGUAAGGCAAAGGCCUUGACUGUUAAUCUUAGUAGACAGAGAUCUAUGUCUAUGUCUACUUGUUUGCCUAGUCCAUCAUCUUCAUGAAACUAAUAAAAAAAAUUGCAUAUAUACCAUUCU
Messenger RNA from Cicer arietinum (chickpea), 1801 nucleotides. RefSeq names its product phospholipase A1-Ibeta2, chloroplastic-like. The record is from RefSeq and is a predicted model, not a curated record. Lineage: Eukaryota; Viridiplantae; Streptophyta; Magnoliopsida; Fabales; Fabaceae. Gene Ontology annotation, molecular function: glycerophospholipase activity. Gene Ontology annotation, biological process: lipid metabolic process.